AUGCCUGAGGCGGCUUCGUCAUUCACCUCUCUUCUUGCGUCUUCGCUCAACAACGCCAUUCCAAACACACUUGUUGCCCGCAGAGGUGGCUCAGGUGGCUGUCCAGCUAUCUGGAACAACAUCUCUUCUGACCUCACCACCUCAUUCUUGGGCUCUGAUGGCCAAUGCACUGAUCUCGCGAGAGCUGCUAUCAGAUUUGCAUUCCACGAUGCCGGACCAUACUCAUCAAAGACAACUUUCUACGCACCUGCUGCAGGCGGCGCUGACGGGUCACUUCUGCUGAACGCAGACGAGAUUAACCGUCCAGAGAACGGAGGACUAGGCCCCUACCAUGAUUGGCUGAUGGCCAAGUAUACUUCGUACAACCAAAAGGCCACAGUUGGUGCUGCAGACCUGAUUCAGUUUGCUGGAGCACAUGCUGUGCUCACGUGUCCUGGAGGCCCCAAGAUCAAGACCGUCGUCGGCAGGACAGACUCCAGCACAAUCGCCCCUGAUGGCUUCCUUCCUGCCGGAUUCGGUCCCAACUCAUCUCACGAUAUUUUGUUCCAACUUUUCCUCGACAAGGGAUUCAGUGCCAGAGAUUUGGCGGCUCUGAUCGGCGCACACUCAACCAGCAAGGCAUUCACUCAACAAGCCAAUGGUAUCCCUGAAGGUGGUCAGCAAGAUUCCACACCCGGCCGCUGGGAUAUCGAUUACUACGCUCAGGUCAACAACCCUCCAGCCGGCAUCUACCGCUUUCAGUCCGACAUCAACCUCUCCAAUGCAUCAACGACCGUGGGCAAGCAGUUCCAGGGCUUCGUUGGAAACCAGGGCAAGUGGACAUCCUCUUUCGCCGAUGCCAUGGCCCGCUUGAGUGUGUUGGGUAUUCCUUCGUCCGCGCAAGCCAACUUCAUUGACUGCACGAGCGCAUUGCCCAGGGGUACAUCUUCGAAGAGAGACAUCCGCGCUGCUCCGAUCAAUGAUCGCGUACGAUAG
Messenger RNA from Aureobasidium namibiae CBS 147.97, 975 nucleotides. Its product is annotated as heme peroxidase. Gene Ontology annotation, molecular function: peroxidase activity; heme binding. The record is from RefSeq and is a predicted model, not a curated record. The transcript is spliced from 2 exons. Lineage: Eukaryota; Fungi; Ascomycota; Dothideomycetes; Dothideales; Saccotheciaceae. The coding region runs from base 1 to 975 and encodes 324 amino acids. Gene Ontology annotation, biological process: response to reactive oxygen species; hydrogen peroxide catabolic process; cellular response to oxidative stress.